ACAACCUGACCUACCGGAUAUUGUCGACGAAGGGAAAGCAACGGCAAGAGGGCGGGAAUCCCAUUCGCCUGUUUCCCUAAUCCCACUCCCACCGGAAAAAGGCGAGAAAACGGUCGCUCUAUAAAAAGGGCGAAAAGCAUGACGCCUCCUGAUAAUAAUAAGUUGCAAUAAAGAAAAGGAGAUAGCCAAAACGGCGGCAUUUUGUGGACACCAUCCCCAGCUCGAGCAACAACACUACCGCCAGAGUGCACAGGGCACAGUGCCCGCAGCAGACUAUGGCGCGAGGCCUAACCAGAACCACCACGUCAACCUUCAUAUCCACUUCCGUCCCCAAAACAACACCACCACCAAUAUGCAAACACCCAUUUGUGUCCCAUCGCCAUUUCCCUCGACCUCGCUCUGUUACUUGGACUCGGUUCCUGUGCAAGUGCUCUCGUGGUGCCGAAGACCCCGUCGACAUGUGCAAGUACAAGGAAGCUUUCUCCAGGCGAAUGGCCAUGGCCGGCCUCAAAACCCACCACCGAAUCGCUUUGGGAGUCUCUGGAGGCCCUGACAGUAUGGCACUUUGUGUUUUAACUGCCAGUUGGAAAACCAAUGGCCUUAAUCGUGCUGGAGAGAGUAGUGGUUUCAUUGAUGGGAUUUUGGCAAUAAUUGUCGAUCAUGGGCUACGUGCCGAAAGCAAAGAUGAGGCAAACAUUGUGAGCAAUCGGGUUUCUCAAAUGGGAAUCAGAUGUGAGAUUGCCCAUUGUGAUUGGCAAGAUGGUAGGCCAAAACAGGGUCACUUGCAAGAAGCAGCUCGGGACAUGAGGUAUCAAACUUUUCAAAAAGUUUGUGAUCAACAUCAGAUUGGUGUUCUGCUUAUUGCGCAUCAUGCCGAUGACCAGGCUGAGUUAUUCAUUCUUAGACUAUCUCGCAAUAGUGGUGUGCUUGGACUUGCUGGCACGCCUUUCACUUCUCAAAUUUUCUCUACACAUUCAUAUCCUUUUGGUGGAGUCUCAAACAGUCAUGGUAUUCUUCUUGUGCGACCACUCUUGAAUUUUUCAAAAGAAGAUAUGUACAAGAUAUGUCUUUGGGGUAAUCAGGAAUGCGUGGAAGACCCAACAAAUCAAAUUCUUUUAUUUGCUCGUAAUAGAAUUCGAAUGUCAUUAAGGGAUUUGUCAUCAUGCAUAUUCAAGUCUGAGCUACAAGCAGUUAUCUCUGCCUGUCGAAGAACACGCUCAUAUAUUGACCAAGUUUGUAGUAAGUUGAUAAACCAGGCAGUGAUCAUUAUAAAUCAUGGGUAUGCUGUUAUUGAUUUGCAGAUUCUUAAUCCAUCAAAAGUGGAGGACAUAUGCCUGUCAAGGUUUCUUGCGUUGGUUUUGCAGUUCAUCUCGCAAAGGUAUAGGCCAGUUAGAGGAAGUGCUUCGAAAUUGCUGUUGGACUACAUUCGUACUUUCCCAUGCAAGACCUCCUUUACGGCAGCUGGUUGCUACCUUUGUCCAGCUCCAGGAUCUAAAGGCACCAAAACCUUGGUUUGCUGUUCUGUUGAUGGUCCUUUGCCUUCAAAAACACAACCAUUCCAUGCAUGCACUUAUGGAGAACAGGAACACUGUGUUCCAUGUGAGUUAGAGCAAGUAAUAGCGGAUGGAAAGUUGUGUUCAGAUCAAUUGGUUCUUGAUGAAUCCAAUGUGCGUUUUUUGAAUGUAACAUCAGAAUCAGUUUUAACUGAAGCCAAAAGACUUGGAAUGCUCAGUGAGUCAACGUAUAGGAAUAUUCUCUUAUUGCAAAGGGAAGAAACCAAACGCUUCAAGUCCAAAACUGAACUCUCAUCUGAUUCUAAGUCAAAGCAUGAGGUCAAAUCGGCCAAUACAUUGCAGAGUGAACCACUUCAACUAGGGUAUGCAUGUUACUUCAUGAACAGAUACUUAGUCACGUGGAAAUUGAAUGAGGGAAUUGAUGGCACUGCAUUUUCUGAGAAAGCUAAUUAUGACUUGGAUUUGGGAGGGGAAAGCUGGCAGUGUCACUGCAGGUCUUGUGUAGUUGGUCCCCACAUGGUAGCUGAGGUGCGACACAUGGUUGAAUCUGAUUGGCUGUAUCUUGCCAAGUUGUUGAAUUGUUUGAGUACUUUGGAUAAAUUUCAACAGCAAGGAGUUCUCUCAACUGAUAUAGUGGAGCAAAUACCAGAGAAGAUAAGUCAAUGUUUCGAGUAUGCAAGGCUAUCAGCGCAAAGAGCUCUCUUCUCAUUGAAGUCUAUUCCAGUUGCUGCAAGAGGAGGCCUACCUGUCCUAGUCAAUCCUCAAGGACUGUUACUAAGCAUCCCAUUGCGUCAUCUAAGACCUGACAAGCCUAUAUCAUUUUCCUUUCAGAGCGUUGGCUUCAACAGUUGCCCUUGCUUGGCUGUAUCUGCAGAAUUCAAGCCAAGAGUACCACUUGGGGGAGGUCAUAGUUCGUUUAUCUAGUCUUUGGGUUUAUCUCAUUUCAUUUUGGAAGGUGACUCGCUGAUUGUUGCUCUUGCUCUUCAACUGCCAGCCAUCAUGCAAGACUCAAAAUGUUAACCGAAGUACAAACUUUUGUGCUCACGGCAAAUUGGGCCACGACCAUAAAGUUUUGUUCUAGUAUUCUUCGAAGUAUAGCCUAAAGUUGGUUUGUAAGCAUCAAAACUCAAGCUGCAUGAUUAUAUUGUGGACCUGUUAUGGCUUAUAUUUUUCGUUCUUUUUUUAUCACCA
This is a messenger RNA of Alnus glutinosa, 2705 nucleotides long. RefSeq lists its product as uncharacterized. The transcript has 12 exons. The record is from RefSeq and is a predicted model, not a curated record. Gene Ontology annotation, biological process: tRNA processing. The coding region runs from base 276 to 2438 and encodes 720 amino acids. Lineage: Eukaryota; Viridiplantae; Streptophyta; Magnoliopsida; Fagales; Betulaceae. Gene Ontology annotation, molecular function: ATP binding; ligase activity, forming carbon-nitrogen bonds.